AUGCCGCUCCGCCGAGUUGCGCUGCUAUUUGAUGUCAUUGUGCCAGACCCCAACGUGGCGCUUCAUCCAGCCAAGCUCAUCGCCGAGGUCGAGAAGCUCACUUCUCCUCGGCGCGACCGGCUCGGAGCCAAGGCCGUCCCAAGCGUGAUGAGGCGGUUCAGUGAGCGCGUCCUCUCUCUGUCCCCCCUCAAGCUGGGAUCGGGGAGCGGACGACGCGGAGUGGCGAGGCAGUACACGCCCCGGUCCUCCAAAGCGAGCGCCAUAGUGCGCCGCUCGGCCUUGGUGCCUACUCAACGCCUCCCGAGGGUGCCGCCUGAGGAGGCCAUCCACUAUCCAUCCCCCAUCGGCGCGCGGUCGCGGUCGCGGGACAGCAACGACGGCCUAAGCACGCCCACCCUCACCACCCACCGCUCGCACCAAGCCUCCUUCCCCGGCCGAACGGGCAUUUUUCUCCGGCCGUUCGAGGCGGAUGCGCCCGUGGUGGUCACGGCGCACGCCUCCCAGGCCCCCAGAGGCGAUGGUGCCUCGUGA
Molecule: messenger RNA, 531 nt
Organism: Emiliania huxleyi CCMP1516
Lineage: Eukaryota; Haptophyta; Isochrysidales; Noelaerhabdaceae
Exons: 3
Coding region: 1-531 (176 amino acids)
Source: RefSeq, a predicted model, not a curated record